GGGGGUCUUUUUUUUUUUUUUUUUUCUCCACAAAAAGAAUUUAGUUAAAGAACAGCCAUUGUUAUUCACGCUGCUGCUGCUGAUUUUUUCCUUCUUAUCUGCGAUGGUUAUGUGUUCAAUGCGUGGAAACAGCCUCUUUACAUAAAUCCAAAGGAAAAGUUGCUGAUAAUAUAUGCCCGCCCUUCUACCCUGGGGAGUAUUUCAUUUCAUGUACGGGAAAAUGUCUUGAUAAUGGACUGUAAGAAGCUUCAAGAAAGGUAGUAAUUGAUUUGUUUGUCUGUGGAUGUGGGAAUAAGUGGGGUAUUGGAGUGAAGUUGUUUCUCUGAUCUGUUUGCUAGUAAAUCUGAAUCCCAUUAAAAUGGUGCGACGGGGAUUGGAGGGCUGUGAUAUUUUGUUUGACAUAUCCCGUUUAGGGAGAAAGAGGGCAUACUCUUGGAAUAAGGAAUCAGAGUUUGAAAAUAGUGAUAUUUUUCGUUUCAAAAGGCAGAUUAGAAAAACUAGGAAUAUUGAUGAAGAUUAUGUACAGUAUUUGAUGCUUCUCCUUGACUAUGAUGAAGAGUCUAAGUGUUGCACAAAUGAAGGCAGAAAGGAAGGUCCCGCUGUUGCUAGAGAUAGGUUUAAUUAUGACAUGGAUGAGGAUGUGAAUGAGUAUGAGGAUGAUGAAGACGAGGAUGAGGAUAUUGAUCCAGACUACAGGAAGUUUUUGGCUAAUGCUAAACCAAAUGGGAACUCAUAUAUGGUUAAAAUUGAUAGAAGUGUUGGGUUUCCUGUGUUUGUAGAGUUUGAGAAAGAGGAUGGAUCUGAUGGAGAGUUUGAAUAUUUAGGACAGAGAAAACAGCAGGGUUCUGGGGAUGAGGAGGAUUUAGGUAAUGUCAGUUGCAAAGAUAAAGUAGAAAGUCAGCCAUUUUCAAGAGUUGUCCUGGAAAAUGAUGAUAAUAGAUCUGCAGGAGACAACAAUGCGGUAUUUGAGCCUUCUGAUCCUGUUACUCCGAUGGAAAAAGGGCUUACGAGCCGGAAGCCUAGCUUGGGGGAGGAUGGUGAGUGCAAGAGGCGUCAGAAGGGUGAGACGAAGAAUAGAUCAAAUAAGGAGCAGAAGAAAGGGAAAGGGAGAAAAUCAGCUAAAGUUACUACCAAAGAAGAGGGAGCUGAUAUAGAUGAAGACUAUUCCUAUCUUCUGGAGAAAUUUAUAUGUAAGAAUUGGAGCACGACACCCUCAUUUAGGAGGAAAUAUAAUAUAAAAAGUAAGAAAUCAUCAACGACUGUCCUGGAAAAUGAUAGCAAUAUUUCUGUGGGAGACAUAGAUAUGACACAUGAGCUCUCUGAUACUCUAUCUCCAAAGAAAAAGAAGAAAAAGGGGCUUACAAGCCAGAAAAAUAGCACGAAGGGAAAUGAUGCAUUCAAGAGGCAGGAAAACAGUGAGAAAAGGAAAAAAUCAAACAAAAAGCAGGCGGGCCGAAAAAGGAGAAAAUUAGCAGAUGUCCCUUUAAACGAAGAUGUAGCUGGGAGAAAAUCAGUAGAUGUCACUGUCAAAGAAGAGAUAGCUGAUGUAGAUGAAGUCUCAUUUAAAAGAGGUAACAAAUUUGAAUGCGAGGCUGCUGAUGAAGAUCUUCAAAUAGUUGUCAGUGGUGAUUGUACAUUUGGAAAGGAAGGAGACUCUAAUCUCGUGGAAGCUUCUUUAUCAAAACACUGUGAAAAUGUUGAGGAUAGCUUCCCAAGGAAAACUGAGCGUUCUGAUUUUUGGUGGAAUGUCAAGGCUCUUCUUGAGAGGCCUUACGAUCAGAAGGAAUAUAUCGGAUUGUGGAAAUCUGUCAAAAGUAGAAAGCCUACUCUAAAGGAUAUGGACUUGCGUAAUGGGAAAUUUUACUCGACGAGGCGGUUGGGAAAAUCAUAUUUGGAUCAUUAUAAAGACCUUCAUGAAAAACUUAAAGAAGUUGACAACGACAACAUAAAGCAGCUAAACAUCUUGCGCGGUUUUUUCUUUUGGUUACAGGGAGCAUUCAUCAUGUAUCCCCUCACUUCAUUGCCUCGUGCGUCCUCCGUCAUAGCAACAUCCUCUAGGGCCAACACCACUACGCAUGCUUCCCCCCCUCCUUGUGUGGUAGUGUGAACCUGCAUGGGAAGGUCUUAGAAGGCUGCCCAUCCAAAAGCAUCUGGAGCUUCCUCGCUCAGUGACUUUGGGAAUACACUUACAAUGACUUCCGGAAUAACUGAUCAAUAUAAAAAGAAAUUGUUUUAUGGACAUCCAUUUUAAAUACACAGCUUAACGCACUUCACAAUUGUAUAAUUGCUAGUCCAGUUAGAUUUCUGGAGAAAGCAAUUAACAACAUAAUCCUUUUAUUAAUAGUAAGUAACAUAUUAUAGUCAUCUGACCUCAUUAGUAAGUAAUUUUGCUUAGUUGGAAUUCCAUCUUGAGUUGUGUCUCAUUUAAUUUCGUGAGUGCAUUUACUCUAAGCUUAAUUCCCCACACUUUUUUUAUCUUUCUGGUUAGCCCCCCAGACUCCACUUG
Molecule: messenger RNA, 2506 nt
Organism: Solanum tuberosum (potato)
Lineage: Eukaryota; Viridiplantae; Streptophyta; Magnoliopsida; Solanales; Solanaceae
Exons: 6
Coding region: 359-2107 (582 amino acids)
Source: RefSeq, a predicted model, not a curated record